Messenger RNA from Tricharina praecox, 741 nucleotides. Its product is annotated as chaperone for protein-folding within the ER, fungal-domain-containing protein. Lineage: Eukaryota; Fungi; Ascomycota; Pezizomycetes; Pezizales; Pyronemataceae. The record is from RefSeq and is a predicted model, not a curated record. The coding region runs from base 1 to 741 and encodes 246 amino acids. Gene Ontology annotation, biological process: 'de novo' protein folding. The transcript is spliced from 4 exons. Gene Ontology annotation, cellular component: endoplasmic reticulum; endoplasmic reticulum membrane.
AUGAUUCCCUCGAUAGCUUCGUCGCUGCUACUGGUAGUACUGGCUUCCACCGCAAAUGCACAAACAACCGCUGUUUCCGAUCCACUCCUGGUCGGCACUUGGUCGUCAAAAUCAAGAACCGUCUUGACAGGUCCAGUAUGUGUCCUAUCCGACUUUUACGAUCCGGUCGCGGAGCUGAUGAAAGAACCGCGUUUGCCCGGAAGCUCCUUCUCGUUUACGGCUGACGGGUACUACGAGGAGGCGCUCUACCUCGUUAUAUCAAACCCGACCCAGCCGAGUUGUCCCACGGCGAUGCUACAAUGGCAGCACGGCCAGUACACAGUCUAUGCCAACGGCUCCCUAAUCCUCACGCCGAUAAAGAUCGAUGGCCGCCAGUUGUUCUCGGACCCGUGCAACUACGAUAAGUCGAUCUUUACACGCUACAACCAGACGGAGCUGUACAAGUGGUACGAAAUCUUCACGGACACAAACCACGACAAGAAGCGGCUAAAUCUGUACAAACACGACGGCUCUCCAAUGAAUCCGAUGUACUUGGAAUACACACCACCGCAGAUGUUACCCACGACGACGCUGCACCCGCUGCCGACCGCCACCACGGCGAGCAAAGAUAAGGGGAAGCUGAGGAAGAGGGAUUUCCUGCCCAAGGCUCUGAAGAAGGCGGACGAUAUCAAUGCGGACCAGAUCUGGUGGGUCGGUGUAGGCUUGACUGGGCUGGGCCUGGUCGGCUGUCUGUGGGUCUAG